AUGGAUCGUCUUCAAAAAGAAUCACUAAACGCACUUAAGUUAACGACAGACCAGUUGGAGUUUCUAAGAAUGGUGGCUAAUGCUGUACAGUCUGCAUCUAUGCGCCGAAAUUCAAACUUGGUACCAAUCCAAAUGAACUUGACGGAAUGUAAUAAGACAAACGGAAAGUUGAGUUUUGGAGACGCUGAGGGACUUCCCACGCUGAAGCUAUCCGUGGACAGUGUGCAGACUGCAGAUAGUGUAACGGUGGAAAUCCAACCAGUUCUGCAGCUGCAAGUAUCAAAGAGACGUUAUCAUAGAGUGAAGUUUGCUGCAACACUUGAGUUGUCAGAAGCACUGUCAAAAGCCCUACGUGAGGCGGCAGUGAGCAGAUCACUGAACUACGUCAUACCUAUGCGUUUUCCUCGACGUUUCACUAUCGAUUUAAGCGGACAAAGGCCUGCUUUUGGAAACGUUGAGAUAACAGAUGGUAGAUCUCCAGGUUUCCGACAGUCAAACUCUGCAGAUAUCGUAAUGGAUUCACAACAGCUGCAGUCAACGGACUGUGUUCAGACUGCAGAUAGUGUAACAGUGGAAAUCCAACCAGUUCUGCAGCUACAAGUAUCAAAGAGACGUUAUCAUAGAGUGAAGUUUGCUGCAACACUUGAGUUGUCAGAAGCACUGUCAAAAGCCCUACGUGAGGCAGCAGUGAGCAGAUCACUGAACUACGUCAUACCUAUGCGUUUUCCUCGACGUUUCACUAUCGAUUUAAGCGGACAAAGGCCGGCUUUUGGAAACGUUGAGAUAACAGAUGGUAGAUCUCCAGGUUUCCGACAGUCGAACUCUGCAGAUAUCGUAAUGGAUUCACAACAGCUGCAGUCCACGGACCGUGUUCAGACUGCAGAUAGUGUAACGGUGGAAAUCCAACCAGUUCUGCAGCUGCAAAUAUCAAAGAGACGUUAUCAUAGAGUGAAGUUUGCUGCAACACUUGAGUUGUCAGAAGCACUGUCAAAAGCCCUACGUGAGGCAGCAGUGAGCAGAUCACUGAACUACGUCAUACCUAUGCGUUUUCCUCGACGUUUUACUAUCGAUUUAAGCGGACAAAGGCCGGCUUUUGGAAACGUUGAGAUAACAGAUGGUAGAUCUCCAGGUUUCCGACAGUCGAACUCUGCAGAUAUCGUAAUGGAUUCACAACAGCUGCAGUCCACGGACCGUGUUCAGACUGCAGAUAGUGUAACGGUGGAAAUCCAACCAGUUAUGCAGCUGCAAAUAUCAAAGAGACGUUAUCAUAGGGCGAGGUUUGCUGCAACACUUGAGUUGUCAGAAGCACUGUCAAAAGCCCUACGUGAGGCAGCAGUGAGCAGAUCACUGAACUACGUCAUACCUAUGCGUUUUCCUCGACGUUUCACUAUCGAUUUAAGCGGACAAAGGCCUGCUUUUGGAAACGUUGAGAUAACAGAUGGUAGAGCUCCAGGUUUCCGACAGUCGAACUCUGCAGAUAUCGUAAUGGAUUCACAACAGCUGCAGUCCACGGACCGUGUUCAGACUGCAGAUAGUGUAACGGUGGAAAUCCAACCAGUUAUGCAGCUGCAAAUAUCAAAGAGACGUUAUCAUAGGGCGAAGUUUGCUGCAACACUUGAGUUGUCAGAAGCACUGUCAAAAGCCCUACGUGAGGCGGCAGUGAGCAGAUCACUGAACUACGUCAUACCUAUGCGUUUUCCUCGACGUUUCACUAUCGAUUUAAGCGGACAAAGGCCUGCUUUUGGAAACGUUGAGAUAACAGAUGGUAGAUCUCCAGGUUUCCGACAGUUGAACUCUGCAGAUAUCGUACUGGAUUCACAACAGCUGCAGUCCACGGAUCGUGUUCAGACUGCAGAUAGUGUAACGGUGGAAAUCCGACCUGCAGUCCUGCCUACACUGAUAUGUCCUCGGCAAACCGAUGACGAUAUUCUGGAAGAUGAAAAUUAUGACCGACCAGAAGCAUCAACAGCCGUUCGACGACGUAGACGGAUCCUAUCGGCUUUAGGGAGAAGACUCCUUAAAGUCGGUAGAAUCUUAUGUUGCUGGUGCAGCACAGUACCGUCUGAGGAUACGGAAUAG
Macrosiphum euphorbiae (potato aphid) is the source of this 2079-nucleotide messenger RNA. The record is from the annotation of a GenBank genome assembly. Lineage: Eukaryota; Metazoa; Arthropoda; Insecta; Hemiptera; Aphididae.